Molecule: messenger RNA, 651 nt
Organism: Orbicella faveolata
Lineage: Eukaryota; Metazoa; Cnidaria; Anthozoa; Scleractinia; Merulinidae
Product: adenosine receptor A3-like
Source: RefSeq, a predicted model, not a curated record
AUGGCGAACAUUACUGGAGGUGCAAACUUCACAAGCAAACGGAACCAAGCACUCACCUCACCACCAACGGGCGUUAGUAAAUUUUUCUCCGCUUUGAACAUAUUCCUAUCCAUUCUUUCGAUCACCGCGUCUCUGGGUAAUGCUCUGAUCCUUAUUGGUCUUAAUAGAGUGUCUUCUAUUUAUCCUACGACUAAACUUUUCUUUCGAUGUCUGGCUGUCACCGAUCUUUGCGUUGGACUUACUCUACAACUGCUGUUUGCAACCACCCUCCUGUCUGAGGUGAACGAGAACGCUGGUUGCUACUCUUCCGAAGUGGAAGAUGUUUUAAGUUGGAUUUUCUGUGGAGUAUCUCUGUUGACGUCGACCGCAGUUAGUGUGGACAGACUUGUCGCCCUGUUGUUGGGACUGAGCUACAGACCUGUCGUAACAUUAAGGCGAGUUCGUGUAGUUAUAAUUUGUUUUUGGUUAAUUAGCGCUUUAGCUGGAUCGAUCCGGAUGUGGAGAGGAGAUAUCACCUUCAUGUUGUCCUCUAUCUUAUUGACAUUUUUCGCUGGUAACCUCAAUUUUUCUGUUACACGAGGAUCCAAUUCAAACUGCGGCAUCAGCAAGCACAAGUACAAAACAAUUUCCCUCAAGGACGAGCGAACGUAA